This is a messenger RNA of Cyprinodon variegatus (sheepshead minnow), 5043 nucleotides long. RefSeq names its product ribosomal RNA processing 12 homolog (gene rrp12). The transcript is spliced from 34 exons. Lineage: Eukaryota; Metazoa; Chordata; Actinopteri; Cyprinodontiformes; Cyprinodontidae. Bases 69 to 3938 code for a protein of 1289 amino acids. The record is from RefSeq and is a predicted model, not a curated record.
ACAGAGUCCUCUGGAGGUCCUCGGUCAGCCGCUGGGGGGAGGAAAGUGAUUAUUCUCAACCCUGAAAAAUGGUGAAAUCAGGGAAACUUCGCUCGGGGACCGGGUCCAAGCUGAAGCGGUGGAAGAAAGGACACAGCAGCGACUCCAACCCGCAGACCAGCCGCUUUCGUCAGGCGGCAAAAAGCCGCUUUUUCAGCAGACCCAGUGCAAAGAGUGAUCUGACUGUUGAUGCUCUCAAACUUCACAAUGAGCUGCAGGCCGGUCCUCUGGAGCUCAGUACUGGGGCCCGCAAGGAUACUCAAAUGGAGGAGGAGCCAGAUGAGGGGCUGUCAGAGAGGACGUCCGGCACCUUUCUGAGCGGCCUGUCCGAUUGCUCCAACCUUACUUUCAGAAAGGUGCAGCGCUUCUGGGAGUCCAACUCGGCUGCACACAAAGAGAUUUGUGCAGUCCUGGCAGCUGUUACUGAAGUGAUCCGAAGUCAAGGUGGAAAGGAAACUGAGACGGAGUAUUUUGCUGCUUUGAUGACCACCUUGGAAGUUGUGGAAACAGAAGAGUCUCAGGCUGCAGUGGCCUAUCUCCUAAACCUGGUCAUGAAACGUGUUCCUGCACCAGUGCUUCAGUCUAAAUUCUCGGACACCACCAAGGCUCUCAUGGAUGUCAUGUCUAAACAGGCCUCAUCCGACACGUCUUCAGCGCUCAGAUGGAUCUUGUCAUGUUUAGCCACUUUGUUGAGAAAGCAGGAUGUUUCUGUGUGGAGUUACCCGUCUACUUUGCAGGCGUAUCACGGUCUGCUUAGCUUCACGGUGCACAGCAAGCCAAAGGUCCGUAAAGCAGCUCAGCAAGGCAUUUGCUCCAUCCUUCGAGGCAGUGACUUCCUUUUUACUGAUAACGCUCCGAGCCAUCACCCCGCUGCAGCUACUACAGCCAAAUUCUGCAUAAAAGAAAUCGAGCGGGCAGGAGGCAGCAAAGAGGACACAACCACCCUCCAUGUGCUCUGCCUCCUGAAGGAGCUGAUGGGAGUGUUUCCUCUGGGAGCCGUUAAGUCGUGUUGUGAAACUCUGCUGCGUGUCAUGACUCUCAGCCACGUGAUGGUGACGGCCAGCGCCAUGCAGGCCUUUCAUCGACUCUUCAGUGGGAAGCCGAGCGCUUCAUCCCUCUCUGCAGAACUCAAUGCACAGAUCAUCACGGCUCUUUAUGACUACCUUCCCAGUGAGAAUGACCUACAGCCUCUGCUAGCCUGGCUCACUGUCAUGGAGAAAGCACAUGUUCACCUAGCAAGUUUGCAGAGUUCUCUGAGUUUAGGUCACCUCCCUCGGCUGUUCUCUGCUGCCAUGUCCUGCCUGCUGUCCCCCCACACACAGGUGGUUUCUGCAGCCACCAACACACUAAAGACUUUGUUGACUGAAUGCGUUGCUCCUCACAUGGGGGACAUGGGGAUGAUCACUGCUACAGCCUCUGCAGGGAACCCAUCAUAUGUCUGUAAAAUGUUUCGUAUCGUGGAGGAAGGAUUAUCAUAUCGCUUCCAUGCCUCAUGGCCCUUUGUGCUCCAGGUCCUCGGUUGCUUUUACAGAGCUGCAGGGAAACAAGCUCAUCCCAUCAUGACUAAGUCCCUGCAGUCCCUGUCAGACCUGCGCGCCACCCCUCAGUUCCCGUUUAGCGGCGAGCUGGACCUAGCUGUAGGGGGCGCUGUGGAGAGCAUGGGGCCUGAGGUGGUGCUGGCUGCUGUGCCGCUCAACAUCACCGGCUACAAUGAUGAUCUGGAGUUCCCACGCAGCUGGUUGGUUCCAGUGAUCCGGGAUCACGUGAAGAACACCUGUCUCGGUUUCUUUGCUUCCUACUUUCUCCCUUUGGCCACUACACUUAGGCAAAGAGCUGAAGAAUUGGAGCAAGAAGGAAAGAAGCUGGAAGCAAAAGUCUACCAGACGUUACAGCUUCAGAUUUGGACGAUGCUUCCUGGCUUCUGCACAGGCCCAGUGGACCUGAUAGCAUCGUUCAAGGGCAUAGCCCGAACGCUUGGCAUGGCCAUUAACGAACGGCCAGACCUGCGCCUCACAGUGUGCCAAGCUCUGCGUACGCUGAUCAAUAAGAGUUGCUCCACAGCGGAAGAAAAGGCAGAAUUGGGACGGUUCUCCAAGAAUUUCCUGCCCAUCCUUUUCAACGUCUACAGCCAGCCUCCUGCAGAGGGCGACUCGGGUUCCUACAGGAUGGCUGUGCUGGACACCAUCAAAGUCUAUUUAACCAUCACUGACAUGCAGCUGAUCUGCACAUUCCUGCAAAAGGCGUCUGACAGGCUGACCAGCACGGAAAGCACCGAGUUCACACGGCUUGCAGUGAUGGAUCUUGUGGUUGCCAUGGCUCCCUUCGUAGAUGAAAGCACCAUGGCCAAAACCUUUGAGCUGACAAGACCCUAUUUGGAGGCCAAAGAGCCAGGCAUGCAGAAAAAGGCUUACCGCGUGUUGGAGGAGAUGUGCGGAGCAGAGAGAGACGAGUGUAAAUCUUUUGUCGUCUCCAAUCUGGAAACUCUUAAAAUUGUCUUGCUGGACUCUCUUAAAAAUGCUUCUUCACCUGCAAAGAGGCCGAGACUCAAGUGUCUGAUCCACAUCGUGAAAAGGUUAAACGAGGAGCACAAAGGCUUCAUCACUGCGCUGCUGCCAGAGGUGAUCAUCUGCACCAAGGAGGUUUCUGUUGGAGCUCGUAAAAAUGCCUACAGUCUUCUGAUAGAAAUAGGAAACGCUUUUGUCCGCUUCUGUGGAAACAAAAAAGACGCCAUGGAGGAGUACUUGGCUCUGGUGUAUGCUGGACUCACUGGAUCUGUCACCAUGAUCACUUGCACCGUUCUGGCUUUAACCCGUCUUGUGUUUGAGUACAAAGACUCUAUAGAGGUGUCCACCAUGGAGCAGCUGCUGCAGAACAUCUGUCUGUUGCUGUCGUCUCGUACCAGGGAGGUGGUCAAAGCUGCCUUAGGCUUCAUCAAAGUCAUCCUCUUCAUCAUGGACCCCAAGGCUCUUGGUUCACAUGCAGCCACCAUGAUGGAGGGCAUUGGAAACAUCACGGAUGAUGUGAGAAGGCACUUCAGAACCAAACUCAGGAACAUCUUUACUAAAUUUAUCAGAAAGUUUGGGUUUGAGCUGGUGAAGAGCAUGCUGCCUUCAGAGCAUCACAAGGUGCUGACAAACAUCCGGAAGGCUGAGGCCCGAAACAAGAGGCGGAAGCAGGCUGCAGAGGAACAGGAGAACUCUGAGAGCGAAGAAGAGGCACCCAAGGCAAAGAGUGAAAGCAUCGAAGACAUCCUUGCUGAGUCCGACAGCGAUUUGUCUGAGGAUGAAGGAAAGCCUCGUAAGGCCCAGAAGAAAUUAGGCAAACAGAAAGGAAAAGCAUGGCUGAAGGAGGGAGAGGGCGACGAUCCUCUGAACUUUUUGGAUCCAAAGGUUUCCCAAAGAGUUCUAGCCACAAACCCAGAGAUGAAGAAGACGACAAAGCUUGAGCACGGCUUCAAAGUGACCUCAGAUGGACGGCUCAUCAUUAGAGAGGACGACGACGAGGAAGGAAAAGACAAAGGUCGAGAGGAGGUGGAUGAUAUCCUGGAAGAAGCAGGAGUGAAAUCUAAAAAGUCCCAGAAGAGAAAGAUUCAAGAUGAUGAUUUUGAUGAGGACAUGGAUGUGGAGCCUCAGCUGAAAUAUAAAGCCGGCGGAUCUGGUAUCCACAGACCUCUGGGACAAAGCCAAGUUGUUGGAGGCGAUUAUAAAUCAAAGAAAGGAAAAGGAGACGUGAAGAGAAAAGGAAAGCUGGAUCCUUACGCCUACAUCCCUCUAAAAAAGGAUCAGCUCAAUCGCAGAAAACGAGCCAAACUGCAGGGUCAGUUCAAGGGAAUGGUGAGAGGUGUGCAGAAGGGAGCACAGUCUGGAAAGAAGAUGCAGAAGAAAAAAAGGAAAGCAUGAAGAGGAGGAUUUAUGUUGCUUGUUGGACUUGUUUUUCAACGUGUGAUAAAAUGAGAUCAUACUUAGACGUGUGUUUCAAAGGUGCUCUGAGCUUUCAGCAGCUUUUACAUCAUUCAGUGGGAAGGAAAAUAAGAUUUAAUGCAGAAAAAGCUCCCUCUGCCUUGAUGUCACUUAAGUUAAAAAAGAAAAAAACAUCCCAUUUAUUAAGACUUGCAGUGAAUGGAUCCAAGGACUGUAUGCAAACUGUUUUGUUUUCAUUGCCACGUUUGGCCACUAGAGGGUGCUGCAUAGAAAUGUUGGUUUAACUCUUGAUAAAUUGUGUUUACUUCCAUGUAAAUGGAGAGCAGUAAUGGAGCAGCCACUGGGCUGCACAUUAAAAACUGGAUAAAAAAAAAUCAGCUGAAUGUUGGAGACAGACUUAAACUGCAAAAACCUAAUUGGAGAGCGUCUUUGACAGAGACUCAAACCGUGAUGGAGUUUAUUUUUUAUUACACCAACAACCCUGCAAACUAUUAUCAGCCUGUUACCUUGAAAGGGAAACUUUUCACAUACAUUCUUUAAAGGUUGAAUCAUUUAAGUGAGAUUUUCAUGGAAAAAACGGCAUCAAACUAAACAGAAGUUGCUGUUUGGUUUUUGAAGACACAUUUUAAAACAUAAAAUAUGCAAUGUUUCUAAGGAUUUUCUGUAAAGUUUAAAAGUCUUGACAUUGCAUCAAUUGCUUAAGUAUGUCCCUGCAGUUUUAAGACAUCAAGUAUUUAUAAAAUCCAAACAAUAACUUUUAUAAAAUGUGUUCCCCUGCUGGUUUGAAUCAUAUUACAGCAGAAAAUUCCAUAAACCAGAAUAAAAAAAACCCCACAAGAGUCGACGCAUAAAAAAGAAAUGUCUUUAUUGAAGUCAGACGUGUUAAUAUUGAAGAAAUAAUGCAAAUGAUCAUUUCAGUCAGUAAAUGCAGUUUACAAAAUGCCCUGAAGAUACACGUUUCUAAUACACUCUUUUACUUGGUGUUCAAAGCUCGCUAUUAUCUGCCGUGGUGCAGCUCACCCUGCGUUGAUUUAAAAACCUACAGACCUAAAAGAUGCUAAGGAAAAGCGGGCCUUUAUUACAA